This is a messenger RNA of Bipolaris zeicola 26-R-13, 6189 nucleotides long. RefSeq lists its product as uncharacterized. Lineage: Eukaryota; Fungi; Ascomycota; Dothideomycetes; Pleosporales; Pleosporaceae. The transcript has 2 exons. Bases 1 to 6189 code for a protein of 2062 amino acids. The record is from RefSeq and is a predicted model, not a curated record. Gene Ontology annotation, cellular component: nucleus; site of double-strand break.
AUGCCCGCUUCCCCCCGGCCCAGUGACCCCCAAGACUCGACUGGACAGAAGAGAAAUGGCCCGCCAGGCAAGAAGAUGGGCGCGACGGACAAACAGACCGGCAUGGAUGGCAAGGACUUUGCAAAGGCAAUUGGAAUCAACAAGCCCGCCAACGUGCGCGACAAGAUAAAGCGCUGGCAGCAGAACAUUGAGCCAGAGGCCGCCGCUACAACACCCACUCCCGCAACUCCUGCAACCCCAGCGGCGGCCACGACAACCACGGAAGAUGCAAGCGCUGUCUCUUCACCCACACCCGCUGCGCCCAUCACGCCCGCUACCCCUACUACCCCCGUCACGACACCCAAGGCAAAGACCCUCGACGACAAGCCAAAUUGGAAGCCUUCGCACGAACGGGGCAAGUCUGUCGGUGCCAGUCCAGAGCGCCCCGGCAGCGGAAAGAAGACGCCCAUCCCCCACAACGAGCUCGACGAAGAUGUCCUCACUGCAACUGCGCCUAAGAAGCGCGUCAUCAGCGACUCGCAUUGGCGCAGCAAACAGCCACCCCCCAAGGACGCCGCCGGCCGCCCCCAGCCCAAGAUCAUCGCCAAUGCCUGGGUCCGCCCCUCGAAAAUCAUUCCCAAGAAGCCCGCUAGUCCUGAACUCAAACCCCUUGCGCCAGUAACCCUCCAGCAGAGCCCUCUCCUCCCCUUCGCCGAGUAUAUUGGGAAAAGCACAGGACAGAUCAAGGCUCCACCCAAACAACCCAAACCCUCAAAGCCCUCCAGCUCUGGCAGCGACCAACGACCAACAAGCAGCGGUGGAGGGAGCGGGAAGAGCGCAAAGAGUGACAAGGGUGCAAAAAGCCAUGAGCAGCGACCUAAAUCAACGUCUCCGAAGCCAGAGAAGGAAAAGACGGAGCUGGUGAGGGUGCGACCUAGUAGACGGCGUGCGCGUACUUCCCCGCGGGGAUCCAUGUCAGCAGACGACCUUGCAAAAUACCCACAGAGACCUGCCCACAGAUCCGACACAGCCCUGAGCGAGGACCCCAAUCUAGUUGUCACAGUCGAGUACGAGGAGGAGAGCGCCGUUUCAUUCCCACGAGAGAGCAGAAUUACUUCGCCGCGAAAUGACGAACUCAGAGAGCGAAGACGACGGCGCCGCCCGCGAAGCCAAGGCGACCGUACAGCCGAUGAAGCUCUCAAGAACCCCCAGAAACCCUCACGAAGGAAGAGUCGCAGGUCAUACCCAAGGACCGAGGAGGAGGCCGCCACGCCAUUGAUAAUCCCAGCCGCGUCAGAUACACCUCCCGCCAGGCCUGUAGGAAGCCGCUUAGAAGCCUGGCUCAGCAGCACGCCCGACCCCCUCGUGAACCCCAAAACCCGCCCCAGGCGAAGAAGAUCCAAGGAUUCUGCAUCCAGCUCAGAGCUGCCUUCAAAUCUGGGAACAUCAGAAGUGACUCUGUCCACUGACGUGACGGAAACACCUGUCAAAAAAUCACGCUCGCGACGUAGGCGUAGAUCCAGGGGAUCCGCUUCGUCCCAAGAUCUCCCUGCCGCAGCCGGCAGGUCCGAGGUCACUGUGUCGACAGAGGCGACACAAGACGAGCCUGCAAAGGAAUCGCACAAGAGGAGAGGAUCCAAGGACUCCGUGUCAUCCCUUGAUCUGCCCUACCCGGCCGAGAAAUCAGAAGUCAGUGCAUCCACUGAGAGGACAAGACCCGACUCUGUCGACAAGGACCGCCGUCGCAGCAGUGGAAGUGGCAGUGCCAGCAGCAGCAAGCAACGACGCAGGCAAGCCAGCCGCGAGAUGACCAUCAAGACACAAGAUCUUGAGGAGGCCCCGUCCACCAUCGCCUCUGAUGCCAUGAGCGAAACGACUGUCCAAGACAAAGAUAGCGAAGUGUCCUUUGCCUCAACACCAAGUCUGAAGCGCCGUGGUGCAAGGCGCAAAAGCCAGUACUCCCCCACGAAGGGUCGAUCCAUGUCAUCUCCCCUUCGCGAAUCCACCUCUAUAGACGACAUGCCCAAGGAAAACGCUCGAGACCAAGAGGCAAAAGAAGCUACACCCUCUGAGGCUGCUGACGAUCACAUGGCUGAUCUGAUGCCACAGCCACUGCGACCACGUCAGAUAUUGGGCCCGCGCAUGUUCCCAUCCACUGGCAAGCGCCUCUCUACAAUUGCCUCUCAAUCAACGCGAUCAUCAGGCGUUGGUGCCUCAGACACAGUGAGUGCCUUCUCUGAGCGAACCCGAACCCGAGCGCCUUCGUCUGAAGUCGGCUCGCUCCUGAACCCCGAAACCUCGACAAUCAUCAGUCGCCAGAGCACCCGCCGGAGGAAAAUUGCCAGGCAUGAGGACCUCAUGUCAGUACUCUCCAUGCCCAAAGCAGCAGGCUCCAAGAGCAUCGUCUCCGCUCGCAGCAUUCGUACCAACAGGAGCCGCCUAGCCACUGCCACCAUUGAAGAUAUCAUGCAGGAGCUCUCCUCUGACGAGGCCAAAUAUAUGCGAGAGCUCCGCACUCUUGUCGAUGGUGUCAUUCCUGUUCUUCUCAGCUGUGUCCUAAACAAAUCAGAGGCCGCCAUUGCUGCUGGACUCUUCUCUCGCUCAUCCAAAUCAACAGAUCCAAGUGAAAUCACAAAGCCCAUUGUCGACAUGGGUGUCUGUCUAGAGCGACUCAAGACCCUGCAUAAGCGCGUCCCCACGGACGACUCUGAUGAACUGAUUGAGUGGGCACAGAGCGCACAGCGUGUCUACUCUGACUACAUUUCCGUCUGGCGUCUUGGCUUCCAAGAUGUGGUAAUCAGCCUUGCACCCGCCGACGAAGAUCCCUUUAAGCCUGCCAAGGUUGUCAAUGGCCCAGAUGAUGGCGCCCCUUGGGAUGAGGGCAUGCCACGCAACGCAGAAGGAUACGUCGUCAACAGUGACGGCGAGCGUGUUGAUGUUGCCUAUAUGCUCAAGCGCCCACUGGUGCGACUCAAGUACCUCUCCAAGAGCUUGAAGGGCAUCAACCACGUGAAACCAUCCGAGCGCGUAGAGAAGGUGUCAAGCAUCUUCCAAGACUUGGUCAUCGCCGCCCGAAAGCGGUCCAACGAUGAGCAGGCCCGCCUCGAAGACGAAGCAGCAGCCGACAUCGACCCCACCCGUGCUCGUGAUCCUCGCAGUCUCGCUCCUCUUGCGGGCGUGCGAGUUGAUCCGUCGCGAUGCGUGCGAGCUAGGGACCAUUUUGAUUUGCAUCUCUACCAUUCGAGUGGUCAAGAAAUGAGUUGUCGCGUUGAGAUUUUACUCCGCGACAAUGCUCCAGGUCAGGGCGCUGGAGGUGAUAUUCUGAUUUGUGAAGUCGAUUCCACGGGACGAUGGUUACUCCUGCCACCGGUCCAGCUGAGUAACGCAUCGGCUCGCAAUGGCGAUGCCAAGGGCGAGAUUAUUGUCAUGAUCCGCGGAACUCAGGCAGAUGGUUCCGAAUGGAGCGAGGUCAUGUCUCUAAUCUCUGACGAUGAACAGGCUGGUUUCGAGUGGGUACAGAUGCUUGGGCUCAAUCCCAUCCCCCCUGAAUUGUCCGAAGUCAGGAAGAUCCAAGCCGCAACCAAUCAAGCACAGCGAACAAGCAGCCAUGGCUCGUCUUCCCCAUCUCAUGCAACAGGCUCAACCGCACUAGACAAGAGCCGAACCCCCAGCCCACAUGAGAUUGAUAUUCCUAUCGGCGAACGACACACAGAAGUAUCAAAAGUAUGGCACUACGAUACUCCACACAAGCGAAACAAGUCACGGACAGUGUCGCCCAUUACACCUCCAAGCGGCGAUGCCUCCUUCAGUAAUCCUUACGACACCCAAGCAGAGCCACGUACGCCGGUUGAACAAAUGUUCCAUACAGGUCAGUCACACGAUGAUACUGACCGGACACCUCGUGGCCUCGACGAAGCAGUGCGCAUGGCCAACACUGGUUCUCCAUCAAGCCUUAAACGAACAAGAGCAAAGAGGCUUUCCAAAAAUCCCUCGUCUCCACACUCCGGACGUCCAUCCCGCCAAAUUACACUGGAUGAUCCCACUGAACCAGAAGAUGUUAAACCAGCCGAGGACCUCCCCAAGCCCCGUAGAAAGUCCACGAAGCGACGACCCCAAUCACUUCCGUCUGCACCAUCAGCGCUUUCGCAAUCAAGCAAGGGUUUCAGCGUCUGGAUGCCAACCUCUGAGGUUGAUGACUCGGACUCGGACUCUUCUGAAGGAGACAAACGCACAGUCACAGAGUCGGAGCUUUCACCUCCUGGCUCCCCGCCUUCACCCCAACGUCCACAACAACACAGGCGGGUCUCAUCUGUGCCUUCUUUGGAACUUCCCAGUAUUCCCAGACAACGAAAGUCAAGUCGUCCUUCCACACCUUCUGAGGAUUCACGUGUAGAAUCCGAGAAUGUUCGUGAAGUAGCCUCGGCGCCUCCCAAGAUGCAUCAGAAGAAGCAUAGCAUCACGGUUGAGGAUAUUCAAGAGCCAGAGGCUCGGGCUGACGUACCACCCCCACCUACUCCACCACAUCGUUCCCCCAGCCCGGCAAGCCCUGAAACACUAAAGGGCUCCAAAACUCCCGUACUCCUACCGACACUACCUGGCUUCAGGGGCAAGCGCCGUUCAUCUUCACCACUGAAGCACGAGUAUGAACCAUCUACCUGCACGGAAGAGUCGAGUGAAAGCGAGGAGGAGUCUGAAUCCGAAGAAGAAGCCGGUGAAGAACAAGAAGAGAGUGCUACUUCUGAGUCAUCCGAAGAUGAGCUAGAUGAUGAUGUGCCCAUGCCAUUGAUGCCAAUCGGAUACAUCGGACCCCGCGGAUAUACUUCGCGCCCACAAACUGCGGUUCGCGAGCCCAGCCGCCCGACUACGGCUGAGAAAACGGAAGAGGAUACGAAGAAGUUCCCCAAGGUGUCACCGCCACCUUCCAUCUAUACCCUGCCUAAUGGGACCAUCACUCCGUCCCAAUCCGCAUCAAACUCGCCUUACCGGACCGUUCCGCAAAACUCUGGAAAGGCCUCACGCACGAUAGCGUCCCUGUUUGCUUGGUCUGACCAGGGCAAAUGGGACAGCCUGCACCCCGACGAAUGUAGUAUUGUCGUCACACCAGGAAAGAUUGAGGUCUUUGAAAUCUCAAGCAAUCAUUCUAAACCUUUCCUCGCUGACGGCGACGAGAUCAUCACUCCCGAGGGAGGUGCUCCCCUUAUUGCGGUUGAGCUUACCCCUCUGGUACCGUUGCGUAAAUCAACGGCUAUAGAUAUCUCCAUUCGUUCCCCACCUACCGGGGAGUCGCGUCUCAAACCUGGAAAUAACAUCAUGUUGAGGAGUCGCAAUGCGACUGAAUGCACUCAGUUGUACUCCAUGAUUAACCAGGCGCGUAUCAACAACCCCACGUACAUUGCGCUGCAGAAUGCACGCGGCCCCUACGGACAAUCAAGCUGGGCCGAAGCAAUGGACCGUCAGAACGCAGCUAGAACGAGCAGCGAAACUCCUUCUGGAUGGAUCGGAGGCACACUGGGCAGGAGAAGCAGCUACCGAAAGUCAAGCACACGUGCUGCUUCCGUCUCUGCUGCCACUGAAUCUUCAGUCGGAACCAUGAACAGCGCUCUUCGCUCGGCGCUGGGCCGAUUUUCGUUCGGCAAGAAUGGCGUUUUCAGCAUCCGCAACUCGACUCUGGGAUCACGCAGUACCGGCUCGUCCUUUGACAGCGGCUCCAACUCUCGACCAGGCUCAGGUGCCUCAACCCCUACCGGUGACAUCACUCGAGCACCUGGCGCGCCACCUGGCAUCACAAACACAAAGUGCAGGCUCUACGAGCGCGAGUCACUUAAGAAAUGGCGUGACAUGGGCAGCGCCAGGCUAACCAUCAUGCUGCCCUCACCCAACCCCAGCAUGCCCUCGUCGCCCACCAACUCUCGACAACGCGCCCCUGGUACACGAGACCACCGCCAGGAACGACGCAUCGUGCUGACGGGUAAGAAACACGGCGAGCUCCUUCUUGACGUGCAGUUGUCCGAGACGUGCUUUGAGCGCGUGGCCCGUAGCGGCAUAGCAGUCAGCGUAUGGGAAGACAAUGUCGACGAAGCUGGCCAGAUUGGAGGUGUUAGCAAGACGGGCGGCGUGCUGGGUGCGCGCGCUCGUGUCUUUAUGAUUCAGAUGAAGAGUGAGAGAGAGUGUGCGUAUUGCUUUAGCCUUUUGGGCAAGUUGAGGUAUUAG